AUGAAUUUCAGUGAUACCACUCCUUCCUCCACAAGCAUGGGCUUGUCCUCGUCGGACUCGGCCAUGCUGGAGAUGCUGGUGCCGGGGUAUACUUUCAUCUCACGCAUCCUGCUGUCCUACCUUCACAUUGAUCUCACUCUUUACCUACAACAACUCGUAGUGCUGGCAGUACUUGGUGCUGCCUUGCGAUACGUUUCCAUCUACAUCACUGGCUUUUUCAAAGAAUAUCUCGUUUCCACAGCGGAGAUUCGGCUUGAUGAUGAGAUAUUCAGUUACUUCAUGUACUGGAUCUCCCGCCAGCCUCACAUGAAACGCACCAAUCGUUUUGUCGCAGGUGUCAAGUCAAAUGGCUAUCUCAGUGACUCUGAUGAGUCAGACAAUGAUGAUAACCCAGACCCGACCGAGGGAGAGUGGAAUGAGUCCGGUAAUACCGAAGGAGGAGAAUCAUUCGAUGAAUACUGGGCCAAGGUUAUCAGUCGUGACAAAUACAAGCCCUUACGAUUUACCCCAUCCCAAGGCCGACAUAUCUUCUGGUACAAGAACCGACCUUUGAUGCUCGAGCGCCAGAAGGAGCACACUACCAACCGCUACGUGUUGAUCAACGAGCGGCUCUAUCUGUCCUGCCUAGGUCGCGAUGCAUCGAUUCUUCGAGAUGUACUCAAUGAAGCGCAGCAGGCCUAUGUCGAGCGUGACGGAAACCGUACUAUCAUUUAUCGAGGUCAUCGAUACUACUCUGGUGGUUCCUGGAACUGGACUCGGUGUAUGGCUCGAUCCCCGCGUCCUUUGUCCACUGUCGUUCUUGACCCAGAGCAGAAGCAGGAUUUCCUUGACGACAUUAAGGAAUACCUUCACCCGCGUACUCGUCGCUGGUAUUCUAAUCGUGGAAUUCCUUAUCGUCGGGGUUAUCUACUACAUGGUCCACCCGGCACAGGCAAGACCAGUCUCUGCUUCGCUGCAGCAGGUCUACUAGGGCUGAAGCUUUACCUCCUUAACUUGAACUCCAAGGCCCUUGACGAGGACAACCUCGGCUCCUUGUUUUCCGAAUUGCCUAAUCGUUGUAUCGUUCUCCUCGAGGACGUCGACACUGCAGGAAUUACCCAGACUCGUGGAAAGCCAGUUGCCAAGACUGCUAAUGAGGCGAAUGGUGAAGUUGAAAUCGAGGAGAUUGACGAUAUCACUGCUGUUGAUGAAGUCGCUAAACCCGAUAAGGCUGAUGGAAUCAGCUUGUCUGGUCUGUUGAAUGUUAUUGAUGGUGUUGCUGCUAGCGAAGGUCGUAUUCUUGUGAUGACCUCGAAUCAUCCAGAAAAACUGGAUGCUGCCCUUCUUCGCCCUGGUCGUGUGGAUAUGAGCAUUGCCUUUGGUUAUGCAGGUGAAGCAGCUAUCAAAGAGCUCUUUACCUCAAUUUAUUUCACUAUGGAUGGGGAUUCUCUUCGAAAGAAUGGAUCCCGCCGUCACAGAACUGAACUUGUGAAGCAUACCAAUGGCAGUGCUCUGACUCCUAACGGGGUGAAGAAAAGCAAGAGCCAGGAGCUGCUGGAGGAAGCGGAGAAGGAGCACCAGGAAUCUUUGGAUGCUUUGCGCUCCCGAAUCUCUGCUCUCGCAACACAGUUUGCUUCCAUCAUCCCUCUGAAGGAAUUCACAGCCGCCGAGAUCCAGGGUUAUUUGCUUCAUCACAAGAGUACUCCGGAGAAAGCCAUCCAGGGUGCAGAGAAAUGGGUACAGUCUUUACGUGAGAAGAAGAAAUUGCGAGAAGAAAAGUCUGUCUAG
This is a messenger RNA of Penicillium malachiteum, 1767 nucleotides long. RefSeq names its product BCS1 and AAA domain-containing protein. The record is from RefSeq and is a predicted model, not a curated record. Lineage: Eukaryota; Fungi; Ascomycota; Eurotiomycetes; Eurotiales; Aspergillaceae. Gene Ontology annotation, biological process: protein insertion into mitochondrial inner membrane from matrix; mitochondrial respiratory chain complex III assembly. Gene Ontology annotation, cellular component: mitochondrial inner membrane. The transcript has a single exon. The coding region runs from base 1 to 1767 and encodes 588 amino acids. Gene Ontology annotation, molecular function: ATP binding; ATP hydrolysis activity.